Molecule: messenger RNA, 294 nt
Organism: Linum trigynum
Lineage: Eukaryota; Viridiplantae; Streptophyta; Magnoliopsida; Malpighiales; Linaceae
Source: the annotation of a GenBank genome assembly
AUGGGGUUUUACGAAGGAAGGAGGGGGAAGCUUGGAAAAGAAUGGCGCUUAGGGAGGAGGAAGCUCGUUUGCACUAAGAAUGGAGCAGCAAAUGAAGCGAGUGGAAGCUUUGAGCGAGUUCCUUUCACUUUCUCCGAAGAAGCUACUCUGGAGGUGUUUGAAAAGCGGGAGAGUAGGUGUUCGUUCUUGAGCAAAAGAGGGAUCCAUGGAUUGGGAAUGUGGAAGUAUGAAUGCGAACGAGGGCUCAAGGCGAUCAACCGUUGGACGAUGGUUAGUUCAAGUAAAUCGACUUGA